Molecule: messenger RNA, 1454 nt
Organism: Nestor notabilis (Kea)
Lineage: Eukaryota; Metazoa; Chordata; Aves; Psittaciformes; Psittacidae
Gene: AGXT2
Product: alanine--glyoxylate aminotransferase 2
Exons: 13
Biological process (GO): glyoxylate catabolic process
Cellular component (GO): mitochondrion
Molecular function (GO): pyridoxal phosphate binding; L-alanine:glyoxylate transaminase activity
Source: RefSeq, a predicted model, not a curated record
UUGUCUUUAGGCAGCAGAAAUGGAAAAGCUCUGUCUCCACACAAGCAAAAAUGCCUCCUUGUGAUUUUGUACCUGAAAAAUAUGAAUCCCAUCCAUAUGAAUAUAUGCGGAAGAUUCGUGAACAAAAUAUUUCUCCUUCAUUGCGAACGUAUUACAAGAGGCCAUUGUUGCUGCAUCAAGGCCACAUGCAGUGGUUAUUUGAUUAUGAAGGACGAAGAUACCUUGAUCUCUUUGCUGGAAUUGCCACUGUCAGUGUUGGUCACUGUCACCCGAAGGUAACUAUGGCUACCCAGAAACAGCUUGCUCGCCUCUGGCAUACCUCUAGUAUCUAUAUGCACCCGUCAAUCCAGGACUAUGCUGAAAAGCUAACUUCUCUUUUUCCAGAUCCACUUAAGGUGGUUUAUCUAACCAACAGUGGGUCAGAAGCCAAUGAUUUGGCUAUGUUCAUGGCAAGGCUAUAUACUCGCAACUUCGACAUCAUCUCUUUCAGAGGAUCAUACCAUGGAGGCAGCCCUUACACGCUGGGAUUGACAUCUCUUGGUCUUUAUAAGCAUGGUGUUGCCAAUGGCUUUGGUUGUUUAACAACAAUGGUACCAGAUGUUUUUCGUGGUCCAUGGGGAGGCAGCCACUGUAGAGAUUCUCCAGUGCAAACUGUUCGAAAAUGCAGCUGUUCUGAAGGUGUAUGUCACGCUAAGGACCAGUACAUUGAACAGUUCAAAGAUACUCUGAAUACCUCAGUACCAAAGACAAUAGCUGGAUUUAUCGCUGAACCAAUUCAAGGUGUUAAUGGAACUGUUCAGUACCCAAGAGGUUUCUUAAAGGAAGCUUUUCAGCUAGUACGGGAAAGACAGGGCGUUUGUAUUUCAGAUGAAGUACAGACAGGAUUUGGACGGACGGGCAGCCAUUUCUGGGGAUUUCAAACACAUGGUGUAGUCCCUGACAUUGUUACUUUGGCAAAAGGAAUUGGUAAUGGCUUUCCAAUGGCAGCUGUUGUUACAACAAAAGAAAUUGCAAGUUCCCUGGCUCAAAACCUUCAUGUUAAUACAUUUGGAGGAAACCCUUUGGCUUGCACAGUUGGCGCUGCAGUUCUUGAUGCUAUUGAAGAAGAUGGUCUGCAGAAAAACAGUGAGGAUGUGGGAACAUACAUGCUGCUGGAAUUGGCUAAGCUACGGGAUAAAUUCAAGAUUGUUGGGGAUGUCCGUGGCAAGGGACUUAUGAUUGGAAUAGAAAUGGUGACAGAUAAGGACCAUUGCCACCCUCUUCCAGCUGAAGAAGUUGGUCAGAUCUUGGAGGACUGUAAAGAGAUGGGGGUUCUGAUCGGCAGAGGAGGACUCUACAGCCAGACAUUUAGGAUUAAACCUCCAAUGUGCAUUACUAAAAAGGAUGUCGACUUUGCUGUGGAAGUAUUUGACACUGCUUUACAGAGACACAUGGAAAGGGCAGCUACAAAAUAG